Messenger RNA from Pocillopora damicornis (cauliflower coral), 1096 nucleotides. Its product is annotated as zinc metalloproteinase nas-15-like. Lineage: Eukaryota; Metazoa; Cnidaria; Anthozoa; Scleractinia; Pocilloporidae. Gene Ontology annotation, molecular function: metalloendopeptidase activity; zinc ion binding. Gene Ontology annotation, biological process: proteolysis. The record is from RefSeq and is a predicted model, not a curated record.
UUUUUUCAUUGAAUAAAAAGUGCUCUUAACAGGUGAAUCGACACAAAUUCAUAUAAAUUCUGGCUACUUUGGCGGAACUUCAUUGGCUUGGCUGAUGCCAGAGAUGGGAAUUAUGAAGUUACUCUUCGUUCUCGUUUUUUUUGGAGUCGUUCUCUGCAAAGAGUCCAAAGCGAAGCUUCUUGAAGAUCCGAAACUCUUGGAAGGAGACAUUAUCCUUACAAGAAACCAACGUAUCUCUGCUAUGGGCAGAGCUGCAUCUAGAACCGGAAGAUGGCCGGGUGCCACGAUGGUAUAUGCCAUUGAUCGUUCUCUGUCUGUCCAUGCUCGUGCAAGGAGGGCCAUACGGGCUGGAAUGCGUCAAUGGAGUAGAAGAACCUGCGUCCGUUUCAGGCUACGAAGGGGGAACGAAAGGGCUUUCGCUUACUUUAUACGUGGUUCAGGAUGUUCAUCAUUUGUGGGAAGAACUGGCGGGCGUCAAAACAUCAACCUACAUCAUGGCUGCUGGACCACGGGAAUAGUGGCUCAUGAAAUUGGUGGGUACUAUGUGGCUCUAGGAGAAAACAGUCAUGUUCCAAGGACUCAUUUGCGAAAUAAACCUGCACCAAAAUAUCUUUUAAGGACUUAAGCAUAGCUACGAGUAAUUUUUUGGCAAAAAUGAAUCUUACACAGCAGUGGUCACCGUUUUGUUUUGAAGCAACCAUUACUUGAUUUAUUCAAAUUGCUUCAUUGCUUUUAUUACUGUGACUAUGAACCACUGUGCUCGGGUUGUCUGUUGAAAUUUGUGCUUUCCCUUUUUUUAAUAGAGAGAAUUAGCAAACAAUAUUUAUUAUCUAUCGCAAAGAAAAAAACAACAAGAACGACAAAAAGGAAGGGAUGGGAAGAAGCAAAAACUCGUUAUAUUCGUUAGCUCGCUCAGUCAUUAAGAUUCUUCAUUGACAUGAUUCAUGGGAGAAGAUGUCUACAACAGAACUUUUUUAAGGCUUUUGUGGGGAUUGUUCUUGUAUUUAAGAGGAAGGAAAACACAAGAUUAAUAUUACUCCCUGAUCUAAUGGUGUACUCAUAGCUAAACACAAGUGGUAGCCUGUGCACAAUAAGU